AUGGGUGAAGCUGAAAAUUUAUAUCAAAUGGAAGAACAACUGCGUAAACUUGAAGAUGCCAAAUAUGAGCUCGAAAAUGGUAUUCGUCUAGCAAAAGAAGAAGAGCAAGCUUUAUGUACUUAUUUAGACAAAUUGAAGCACAACACAAAUGAAAAUAAAAAUGAAUUGCGUCGACUUAACGAAGAACUCGAGAAGCUCAAUCACGAAGUAAAACGACUCGAACAAGAACUUGAAAUAUUACGUGAUGAGAAACAGAGACUAGAUGAUUAUCGGCGACAAAGUCAACAUGAACAAGUUCGAUUCAACGAAGAAAUACACAUGCAUGAAGAACGAUUCAAAGAGUUACAAGAAAAAGUGAAGGAACUCGAGGAACAAAAAAUUCAUUUAGAACAACAACAUGAUCAAUUCGAUCAACAACGUCAACUAAUUGAACAAAAGUUACGAGAAGUUGCUCAGCAGAUUCAACAAAUCGAACAUCAGUUGAAAGAGCUCCAAAUGCGUUCAAUUCAGCUACAAGAAAAAGCUCAUCAGCUUGAAUUUGAUAUCAAACAGAAGCAACAUAAAAUGCAUCAGCUUGAACAAGAAAUAGACACAUUUGAUCAACAACGUGUUGAUCUUAAACAAAAAAUGCGUGAUAAUGGAUCAAUUAGUGAUCGCCUUCGACAAGAAACGAACAAAAUUGAAAAUAGUAUUCGACGAAUCGAUGAAAUCACUGAUAUGAAAUGCAAUCGACAGAAAGAAUUCGAACAGUUCACGAGAAAACUGCAUGCAGAAGCUAAAGAAGCUAAAGAGCGAGUAGUUCAAGCCACACACGAGGUCAACGCUGCUGAACAAAGAAUCAAAUCACUUAAAAUGAGGGUCGACCAUCUCCAAAGCGAACUGAAAACUUUGCAAGACAUACUCGUUGAAGGAGAACAACUCGCACAUGACCUUCUGGAGAAACGAUAUAUGCUUGAGAUUGAUAUCGAACUGCAAAAUCAGAAACGAAAGCAGUUGGGUCAAGAAAAACAAAAUACGAACAAUUUUGAUCGUACAAAUAUCAAAUUGAGUCAAGAUGAGCAAGCAAGAGAUACACUUGUUCAACGGGUAUCCAUCCUUCAAAAUCAAUUAGAAAAAUUCGAAGGAAUUCUUCGUCAUCUGACCAACGAAAGAGACGCAUGUGCAGCAGAAUUAGAACGUCAAAAGCUAAUACAACAACAAUUCGAAGAAAAGCUAUGUGUUGAGGUACAAAGACAAUGUCAACUCGAAGAGACAAUCAAUCAGGAAGAAGAGCAAAUGCGAAUGACUGCGCACACAUUGGAUGAAAGUGAAAUUCGAGUGGAAGUAGCUCGGACCGCCGAACAACAUGCUCGAUCCGAUGAAGUUCUGGCACAAACCGAUUAUAGCGCUGCUCAAAUGGCAUUGGUUCAAGCCCAACAUCACUUAGCAACUGCAUCGACUGAAUCAGCCGAGUGUAUUGAGGCCGCAAUCAUGCAAUGCCAGUCCAAACUUACCCAAUGCCAAGCUGUCCUCACACAACGUACUGAAAUUCAUCAGCUCAAAAGACAAGAACGCACUGCUGCCGAAGCAGAAAUUAGUCAGCGUCGAGCACAACUUCAACAAGCUAAAACUACUCUACAGACGAAACAAGCACAGCUCAAAAAUCAAGAGCAAGAAGUUUCUAUCAGAGAAGACAAAGUUGAAAUACAAAAAGCAACCAUCAAUGCAACUGUGAUUCAAGUCAAGAAUACACUGACAAAAAUGAUAAACCAUUGUCAGCAUAUCGAUCUACCAGUAAUAGACGAAAAUCAUAUGGUACAAAAGACAUACUCACAAAUGGAAAAGCAAAAUCAAACAAUCAACGAUGAUGCUCAACAACUGGAACAAUUAAUCUCAAGUUUUACACAGAAGACUCAACAGAUCGACCUUCGAUUAUACCGAUUAAAACAGAAAACACAUUAUGUGGACCAGCAGUACACAAAUCAAUUGGCCGAAAAUCAACGUGCUAAGACAAAUGAAAUCUCUAAACUGGCUGAACAACAACAAAAUCAACAAUAUAUCGAAAUAGAACGAGACUUUAUUGGCGAAAAAACUAUUCAAAUUCUUCAAGCACAAAAACAAUUUCAAAAUGCCAAUGCCAACAUCAACAAUGUCACUAAAUCGAUACAAGAGUUGGAAAAUGAGCAGAUGGAUCAACAACGAUUGUUAAGAGAAACUCAGCAGCAACAACAGAAGAUCGAAAGAGAACAUGCUCAAAUUGAAGCGAAACUAGCAUCGCAAGAGCAGGCAAAGCAAAAAUGUGACGAUCAUAUUUGUCGUCUUACUCAUGACAUUGAACAGCAACGAAUUACUCACAACGAGAAAGAACAGGAUUUCAUCGCCCUGCAAUCACAAAUCUAUGUCAAACAACAGACGUUGGUAAUGUACCAACAGCAUCGGACAGAGUGCGAACAAGAGUUGGCUACUAUCCAAAUGGCAUUGGUAGAUUCUCGACGUCAGAUUAUCGAAAUUGAUGAAAAUAAGCGAACACUCGAACGCGACAUAGAACAACAGACAAUACUUAAACAGAAGAGCGAAGAACUCGUGCUAAAAAGUACAAGCGAACUGGAUACUCUCAAAGGUCAAUUGGAGCGAAUAACACGAAAAUAUAUUGAGAAACAGCGAGUGUACGAUCGGACAAAGAAUACUCCGCAAAUUUUAGUUACCCAGGUAGAUCGUCGUCGAGCGGCCCAGGCUGAUAUCGAUCAAAAAUUCGCUCAGGCGCAAAGUGAAGUUUGCGCAAGUCGCGAAAAAAUUGCACGUCUCGGAUCCGCAAUCGCCGAAAUGAACAGAAAUAUCAGAACUAAACGGGCAAUUUGCACUACAAUAUCAUACCCGAACACACAUUUCCACCAGGAUAUAAACGACGAAGAAGAAGAUCAUCAACAUCUUCAUCGGAGAACAAAAUAAUUGUCGAUAUCAUCAACAUAUGUAAGUAAUUGACGCAAAUCAAUUCACUGUUUCGAAGAAAUGUUUUUUUAUUUAGCACAAGUGAUCCUGCUCGAUUGGACAAAAUUCUUCUUUCAUCAAAAUCCUUCUAUCUGCUUAACAUCUUUGUUGUGCUUCUAAUCGAGAUUGUUUUUUCUAUUCAUCGAACAAUCAUUAGGGAGAGUCCCAUUCCCCAUAUCAUGGAUAAAAUUUUGCGAGUAGAAAGAGCAUGUUUUAGUCUAUCAACAGUGAAAAUUUUAGAAUUUUUUGUGACUCUUCCGACGAGUUUUCGUUGGUUCUUUCCAGCCCAGUCAGACAAACGACAAAAAAUAACGCGUUAUAAUGCGUCGACAUUUUAACGAAAAUUAACUCGUAAAAACCGCACAUUUCUAAGAUUUUAUUUUCGUUAAAGGUCUUUAACGCGUUUUUACUUCGUUCAAAAACCUAACUCGUUAUGAACGCGUAGAAAUGUGCGCUUUUUACGAUCUUAUUUUCGUUCAAAAUGCUGAACCCGUUUUUACGGGUGUGGGUGUGGGUGUGGGUGUGUGGGGUGUGGGUGUGGGGGUGGAGGGGGGGUGUGGGUGUGGGUGUGGGGGGGGGGGUGGGUGGGGGG
Messenger RNA from Rotaria sp. Silwood2, 3559 nucleotides. Lineage: Eukaryota; Metazoa; Rotifera; Eurotatoria; Philodinida; Philodinidae. The record is from the annotation of a GenBank genome assembly.